This is a messenger RNA of Anoplopoma fimbria (sablefish), 1668 nucleotides long. RefSeq names its product meiosis-specific nuclear structural 1 (gene mns1). The record is from RefSeq and is a predicted model, not a curated record. The transcript is spliced from 10 exons. The coding region runs from base 148 to 1638 and encodes 496 amino acids. Lineage: Eukaryota; Metazoa; Chordata; Actinopteri; Perciformes; Anoplopomatidae. Gene Ontology annotation, cellular component: motile cilium. Gene Ontology annotation, biological process: cilium organization.
UCUCAGGUUAACAACGGCUAAUUCGUCGCCCAUGACGACGGUGCAUCCAAACUUGCUUGAAGUGAAUUAAGGCAAAGUUGUUGACGCAUUAGAGAGUGAAGAGGAGUGAAGUGAAGAAGACGGGAAGCGACGAAAAGCACCACCGCCAUGAGUCGUCACUGGGCCUACAGCCAGCAGAGGUUAAUGUCUCAGCGGCAGAACCAGGAGCAGCUCCGGCAGCAGGAGGCCAAGCGCGUAGACCGAGAGAGGACGCUGCAGGCCGGGCUGCAGGGCGAGGAGGGCUUCGAGAGGAGGAGGCACCAGAGACAGGUGCAGGAGGAGCUCAAGGAGAGGCAGAUGGAGAGCGCUCUGCUGAAGGCAGAGGAGGACAGAAUAAACAGGGAAAAGCAACUCGAGCAAGAGGAGAGAAUGGCUAAGGAGCUGGCCCGCAUCAACUUUGAGACACAAAGAGAGGAGAAAAUGAGACAGUAUAUCAAAGAGAACAGCAUGGAGCUUCGAGAACUUGAGUCAAAGCUGAAAUCUGCAUAUUUGAAUAAGGAAAGAGCUGCACAGAUGGCUGAGCAGGAAGUUAUGAGGUUUGAGACAAUGCGUGAGGAGGCCGACUUAGCCCGCAAGAUGAAGAGCGAGUAUGAGCGAGCAGGCAUUGAGAAGCAGAAACUGGAGCAGAAACGCCAAGAGGAGCUGGUGCAGUGUCAGAGGGAGCUGGAGAAGCAGCUUGUUGAGCGGGAGCGCAGGAGACAAGAGGCAUACGAAGAGUUCCUCAAAGAGAAGCUCAUGGUUGACGAGAUUAUCAGGAAGAUUUACGAAGAGGAUCAGAUGGAGCGACAGCUGAAACUGGAGAAGGUCAAAGCCACUCAGCAACACAUUGAAGAAUUCAAGAAACAACAGGCCGAGUGGAGACGCAUGGAGCAAGAAAAGAUGGAGGCCGAGAACAAACGCAUCAAGGAGUUUGUGACCAAUCGGGAGCACAUGGAGGAGAACAGAAUGGCUAAGAUCAGAGAGAAAGAAAAAGGAAAAGAGCAUCUACAUAAAAUACUGUCUGAGAAGAUUGAAGAGGAGAGGCGGCAGCGUGAAGAGAUGGAGCAAGUUCGUGAGGAACUUUAUUUAGAAGAACAGGAAGAGGCUAACAGGCAGAGAGACAUUGAACAGAUGGAGAAGAAAAUCAGACAGAGGCUGAUGAUGCAGCAGACCUGCCAGCAACAGAUGGCUUUCAAAGAGAUGCGAAGGCAUGCAGAGAAAGAGGAAGAGGAGGCCUUCAGGAAAAUGAUGAUGGCUAAGUUUGCAGAAGACGAUCGGUUGGAGCAGAUGAACGCCCAGAAAAGACGCAUGAAGCAACUUGAGCACAAACGGGAGGUGAAAAAACUGACGGAGGACAGGAGACGGCAGCAUGAGGCUGACAUGGAACUGGAGGCUAAAGAGAGAGCCAUUGAGCAGGAGAGAGAGGCGCUGCGUCGGCAGAUAGUUGAAGAGGAGAGGCAGCGACUUCUUAAAUGCCACGCAACCAAACUCAUUGGUUACCUACCAAAGGGCUUGCUCCGUGAAGAUGACCUGAAGCACUUUGAUGAAGACUUCAGAAAAAACUUUAAAACACGUCAGGCAGAUAUCUUGUCUGAGGACGGCUGGGAUGACGAUGAGUAAAUUGAAUACUAUGCCACUAGAUGGCAGUUU